CAAAAAUUAGACAAAAAAAAUUACAAAAUGCUAAAAAUGAUAAAAUAAAAUUGAGUCAAAAAUUUGUUAACCGAUCAGUUAAAAAACGCCAAAGAAUUCUCCAAAAAAAGACACCAAGGAAACUGAGAUAA
Racocetra persica is the source of this 131-nucleotide messenger RNA. The record is from the annotation of a GenBank genome assembly. Lineage: Eukaryota; Fungi; Glomeromycota; Glomeromycetes; Diversisporales; Gigasporaceae.